Messenger RNA from Echinostoma caproni, 602 nucleotides. The record is from the annotation of a GenBank genome assembly. NCBI's taxonomy places the organism in Eukaryota, Metazoa, Platyhelminthes, Trematoda, Plagiorchiida, Echinostomatidae.
GCUCUGAAUCGAUCACAGACGGACAGUUGUUAUGCGGUGGUCUUUUCUCGAACGAUGUGCUGUCCACUUGGUUCUCCUCGAUCGCCUUGCUUCAUUGCAUUCGAGAUAAUCCGAGAUUGAAGGAGGAAUUGUUGCGUGUCCUGUUGGCUUCAAAUCCGGACGGGACUCCAGUCAGUCUACUGCAACAGUGCUUCCAAUGGCUUGUUCAAGCAAAUCGACCACAAACACGCAUUGGUAUUCUACAACUAUUGUGCACUUGGUUGGCACAUUGUCCUGCAGCAGUACGUCGAUUUCUCAGUGCCCCGUCAAAUGAGCCCGUGAACGGGGUCGCAUCCCAGUCCGCGUCCACGGGAUCUGUCGCACGCGGGGCCAAUUUGUCCGUACUGAUCGCCGAGGUGGCCACAGUCGUGAAUGAGGACGAGACGGAAGUAGCGGUACGCGGUCUGAUCACUCUGCUUACCUGUAUUUGUGUACUAUUCAAUUCGAACGACGUACCUGGAUUCGAUCGGUAUGUGUCUGUUUCCAGUUCCUAUGUUUUGUUGUUUUUGUUUGCUGUUUUUGUUUCAAUCUUUUACUUUUUUAUCCUUACUUCCUAUUAUUGA